AUGCUGCACACAGGUCACCUCAUGUUUCAGUUGGCACGAUAUUCCAGAUAUCGCACCGAAAGGAGACGGGACGGACAGUAUGUUUUGGUAUUUGACUACGCCGGCUUCUCUACACUCAUGCGAGCUUCCCGUGUGCCCUACGCUCUGAAAGAAGCCAUCUUAAACUCGACAUAUUUUUUCCUGUAUGAGUGUAACAGUAGUACGACUGGCCUCCCUGUCCAUGAAAUCAUGUCUACUGUUGAAGUUAUUACUCCUGGUCUGGAAGUUACAACUAUGGCCCUUGACUUUAGAACUCCUUCCGUUCCAUUGAAAUGGUUCAGUCCGAUCCUUUGA
Messenger RNA from Opisthorchis viverrini, 333 nucleotides. RefSeq lists its product as hypothetical. NCBI's taxonomy places the organism in Eukaryota, Metazoa, Platyhelminthes, Trematoda, Opisthorchiida, Opisthorchiidae. The coding region runs from base 1 to 333 and encodes 110 amino acids. The transcript is spliced from 2 exons. The record is from RefSeq and is a predicted model, not a curated record.